This is a messenger RNA of Artibeus jamaicensis (Jamaican fruit-eating bat), 7227 nucleotides long. RefSeq names its product X-C motif chemokine receptor 1 (gene XCR1). Gene Ontology annotation, molecular function: chemokine receptor activity. The record is from RefSeq and is a predicted model, not a curated record. Gene Ontology annotation, cellular component: membrane. NCBI's taxonomy places the organism in Eukaryota, Metazoa, Chordata, Mammalia, Chiroptera, Phyllostomidae. The transcript is spliced from 2 exons. The coding region runs from base 165 to 1178 and encodes 337 amino acids. Gene Ontology annotation, biological process: chemotaxis; G protein-coupled receptor signaling pathway; immune response.
AUUAGUAGACUCUGUCUGUCAGCAGGUACAGCAGCCUUACUCACCUUCCCCCAGCCUCCUGGGCAGAGCAGGUGUUGCAGUUUCUCUGAGCAAAAUAGGGAAGCACGAUUUCUGCCUUGAGACCUGUGUAAAGAGGCGUAGAUAUAGACGCUCCCAGCCUCUAGAUGGAGCCCUCAGACAUCCCAGAGUCUGUCACUCCUGUGGAUUAUGAUCCUGACAGCUUUCUGUGCGAGCCGCAGACCUCUACCUUUGCUGUCUUUAACACCACCAUCCUGCACUCGCUGGUGUUCCUCCUCAGCCUGGUGGGCAACAGCUUGGUGCUGUGGGUCCUGGUGAAGUACGAGAGCCUGGACUCCCUCACCAAUGUUUUCAUCCUCAACCUGUGCCUCUCAGACCUGGUGUUCGCCUGCCUGUUGCCUCUGUGGACCUUGGGGUACCACUGGGGCUGGGUGCUGGGAGAUUUCUUCUGCAAACUCUCCAACAUGAUGUUCUCCACCAGCCUCUUUAGCAGCAUCUUCUUCCUGACAAUCAUGACCAUGCUCCGCUACCAGUCUGUGGUGACCCCCCUUUCGUCCCUGCGGGUCCACACCCUCCGAUGUCGUGUGCUGGUGACCACAGCUGUGUGGGUAGCCAGCAUCCUGUCCUCUGUCCCUGAUACCAUGUUCCACAAAGUGUUCAAUGAUCUAGAAACGUCAAGGUGUGAUUAUGCCGAAAUCAAGUGGUUCCUAGCCUCGGCCUACCAGCACAUCAUCUUCUUCCUGCUCUCCAUGGGGGUCAUCCUGUUCUGCUACGUGGAGAUUCUCAGGACCCUGUUCCGCUCCCGGUCCAAGCGGCACCACCGGACAGUCAGGCUCAUCCUCACCAUUGUGCUGGCACACUUCAUCAGCUGGGCUCCCUACAACCUGGUCCUGUUUCUGCAGGCACUGCAGAAACAGAACGUCAUUCAGAGCUGCACGGUCAUCGAGAAGCUGCAUUAUGCCUUGCUCAUCUGCCGCAACUUCGCCUUCUCCCACUGCUGCUUCAACCCAGUGCUCUAUGUCUUCGUGGGCGUCAAGUUCCGCAGACACCUCAAAAGUCUGCUCCAGAACUUCUGGCUCUGCCAAUCACAGGCACCCAGCCCUUCCUCACCGCCUCACUCCCCACGUGCCUUCCACUCUGAGGGUGCCUCCUUCUAUUAAAAGAGGGUGGUGCUGCAGGUUGAGGUGGACAGAGGAGCCGGGGUGGGAGCAAAGAGGGGGGGUGCAGAAAGGAGCACUGCAGAAGGCACAGCACUGGCGAUGCUACCAGCUGUAGGGGUGGGGGCGAAAGGACUACAUCACGCCGGGCUGCCCCACACACCCCUGCUUCUGCAGAAAAGUGGCUCAUGCCCGGAAAUUUUAUGUGGCCCUUAAGAAAAACAUUUCUUGGAUUCUGAGCUUAUUGUUCAUUCUUUCAUUGAUGCAUUCAUAUAGACCUGUAUUUCUUAUCAUUGCUGAGUUCAGAAGGUUCUUAAAUGAAUCUAAACCAUGAAAGGCUUCCCUGAAAGGAACCUUCUUCAAGACCUGAUGAGGGGCUGAAGCUCACUAGGAGUGAUAGUUGCGCAAUUGAAGGCUGCCAGCAAGAUGGUCUCCGCCAUUCCUGACUGUAGGGUUGUCCCAGCUGAUUUUGGAGAGCACGGGUUCUGUAUUCCUCUGUGGCAACUGGAUGAGACUGUCUGCGGGACAGAAAGUAACCCUAGUCUCAAAUAAGCACAGUCAGAACGAAGUCUGGAACCUAAAAGCCCACAGCUGGACUGGAGGUGUGUUCUGUAUCCCAAUGCCCAUUUCUAGCACAUGAACUGGCUUUGCACGUUUAGUCCAUAAGUCUUUUAUUGAAAUAAAUGAAUGCGAUAGAGACUGUCUUCUGCAGGAAGCAUGUGUUUGGAGGAGAUAAAGAUAAACAAGGUAGAGCUGCUACCCACCAGGUGCCAACGGUGCAGCUCCAAAGGCCCAGAUAAGUAAGCACCCACCUCGGCGAAGGCACCUAAGGUGCAGAUGCCUCCAACAUCUCACUCUCUCCAGCUGGAUGUUGAACAGACUCUUUGGAUUCACCACUUUCCACCUGAAAUGUUCUCCUCCUGCUUGAUGGCACCAGCUGCCACUCCAGUCACUCACCCUCCAAACCCGAGUCAUCUUCAAGCCCUGCUGUCCUCUCCUGUCACUCCCAUGGCCAAGUUCCAUUGACUCUGCCUCCCCAAGGUCUCUCAGAGUUGUUCUUUCCAUUGUGUGCCCACAGAUUCAUCCCCAGAUGGCCUCACUUCCUCGGCGUCUUCCUGCAGUUCAUCUCUUUCCCCACCAGUGUCCUCUGCAUUGAAAUCAGGGUGCUCAAAACCCUUCCUGGCUCCUUAUCACACAGAAAUAAAGCCAAACACCUUAGCAAGUGCUCCAAGGCCCCUACAGUCCAGUGCCAACUGACUUUGCCAUUCUCAUUCCACCCUAAGUCCCCACCCCUAGUAGCUUGGGAUCCAACCCCAAAAGACCACGGACCCUUUUCCGGACAUCCUUCUCCCAAUUUCCUUUGGGCCUCUGUCAUGCUGUCACCGGGGCCUGCACACUUGUCCUUCUGCUCCCUAAUGUACAAACCCCAGCUCCCUCAGAAAGCCCUCCUCAAUCUUCAGAUCAGGAGAGCAUUCUCUGGGCUGGCGUGGCACUCUGCUUGUCCCCUCAGAAAUAUUAUUUGUCCUUUCUACCCCAUGUCAUAGUUAUGGCUUAUGUCCCUUCCCCAGGAGACUGCAAACUGCCUGAGGUCAGGAACUUGGUCCUAUGCCCUGCCAAGCAGGGACCCUGAUGCUCUGUCCAGUGUACUAAGUGGGAACAAAGAAUGACAGCUGUCACUCUGCUUCUAAUUUGUGCUUUUUGGGGAGAUGUGCCCUGGGGCACUUUCUGCUUCCUUUCCCCAGGCCUCUUCUCUAUAGAUAUUAACCUUUCUUUCCUAGUCUACACUCAGAAUACAUUGCUUAAUCUUUUCUGUGGCAAUGACUGUACUUGACCUUGCUUUUUAGUUCAUGGUACACAUGCCUGUCUCUCACAUGGUUCCAUAGCUUCACAUCCAAGGGCAGAGGUGAAAGCCACCCUCUAAAUGUUCCGACACACACAGAUCUGGUCCCGAUCUGUCAGCCUGAUUCAGCUCCGCAGUGAAACCUUUGGAAAAGCUCCCCAGAUGACCUGACCCAGACGUGCACCCUGGGCGGAAACAUUUGUCUGCAACUCCUUAAAAGUGGGAGUUCCAGGAUCUUCCACAGAUCCUUGAGCAGGACUUUGCACGGAGUCGCUGUGGCACUCAAUGUAUGCUUGUUGAAUAAAGUAGCUACGAAGACUGCCCUGGGCUGGAGCCUAGAGAGCUUGUAUGGCGUUUUCUCCUCCAUUUCCAGCUACAAUUUCAAUGAUCCAGUUGCCACUGGAUGGCUGGCCCUGGAGGAGUUUGACCUUGCUGGGGAAGAAUGAGGGUCUAAUUUUAAGAAUUAGGUCAGUAACACCUGCUGGAGAGGGCUGGGCAGUGAACCAGAGAAGGGACUAGCUAACCAGCAGAUGGGGCCGUCACUCACCACGGAUGGAAGAAACAGCAAAAGGAAGGAGACAGCGAGAUGAUUUCAGGGUCAGAGCUAAAUACAAUCAUGUUCAUCUCUCUACACUCCUAGUGAUGUUUUGGCACUCCCAAUAGAACGGCUCUCAGAGGACUCUUUAACCAAGAGUCCUCUCCUAAUCCAGCUCCUGGAGAAUCCAAGGGGAGAGGCAUGGAGACAGAGAGGUCUAAACGGGAAGAUAGAGGGACAUCCUGUCAGAAAGGGAGCGUGGAUGAGACCAGGGACCACACUCUACAUCUCUGACCACCCCCUCCUGCCGCGGUCCAGCCGCAGCGGGUCGAGGGGUCCCACAGGUGAGGGUAGGCAUCGGUGCUGGGUAACAGACGACAACACGCCUCAAAGGACAGUGAAGCUCUGUUCUAUUUAUUGCAAGUACAAGCAGGUUUUUAUAUUUUCAUUUUAGGUAGUGACUAACAUUUGCAGGUGCAUAGCAGGAUCAGUUAAGAAGAAAAAAUCAAUACAAAGGUAACCAGGAAAAGUAUGAAAGUUCUCAUAGAUUCAGUUAUAAUAAACAAAGAUUAUUUUGACCAGGAGAGCCAUUAAUCAGGCAAUUAGAAGUAGCUGUAAGUACAGAAUUUGAAUGUCUUAAUUGUAUAUUAGUUUCUCAGAAUUUGUCAUGGGGCAAAAGGGUGCGCUAGAUUGAGUAGAGGUAAUAGGAAAUUUAUUAUAAGGCCUUUGUGAUGUCUAAUUGAGCUAUCUAUUCUUUUCUGUCUAAAAUGUUUCUCUGUGUACUAUAAACUGACUCUCUAGUAACUGUUUCUAUGUGUUUAGUUUGUAAUAGUUAACCAGCCCUUUUUUAAUUUCUUUGCCUGUCCAAUUGAUAUAUAUUCUUAUUCGAGGUAAAGGAGGGGCUGUUACUUCAACAACUUCUAAACAUUCAGGGACUAUUUCAUUAGAGGGAACUUUGUUCUCUGAUCAAGAAAUUACUUUGUACAACUUCACUGGAAUUACGCAAAUCAAUGAACCUGAAAUACAGGUGUCUAACAAUUCCACCACCUUUUGAUCACCCAAACAAACAUGUAACUUGUUUUUCUUAUUUCUGGUACACUAUGGCGGUCCUGAUUGCUUUAAGUUGCUCAAACCAGGGUAAUUUAUACAACUUGACAUGUUUUCCCUUAUGGUUAACAAUGAUAUUACCCUGGCUGUCGUACUCCCCUGUAUAAGGGAGAGGAGAAUCUGUGGGGAUUUGUCCAUCCUUUCUGGCAGUUCCGUGGGGAAUACUAAUGUUUUCCCCUGAACUGUUCCCUCCUCUUUGGUGAUUUUCACAGAGAUAAGUAAGUACAGUACAAUGUCCAUACUCAGUAGCAAGAGUAAAAUAAUUAAAAUAAAACAGCCAAUUGUUAACUCAUUUUGGAUGCCAUGUUCUCCUCCGGGAGACAGAUUCCUUGAACUCGAGUCCUCCAUGCCCGGACCUUGUCAGACAGCAGAGUUGGAAGAGGGCGUGGCAACCUCCACUCACCAGUCUCCUGCCUUCGCCUCCUUCCACCCGCUGAAACCACUGUCCAACCUCGGCUAGUCCCUUGUGGGACGAUCACUCUCCCAACAGUUGCAAAAUGAUGCCCCAGACCCUGGGCUGCAGACCUACCCUCCUGGAGCCUAAAAAGUCCCCAGCACUACCCAAGGAAGACCCUCAUCACUGCAUUUCCAUCUCCACGUUCUCAAACAAAAGCAAGAGGGGAGCAUCCCUUCUGAUUGCCAAAUAGGGAUGGCCUCCAAGCCCAGGGCAGCCCCCCACCUCCAGUGACCCUGGCCAGAGUGGAACUUCCUUGAGAGCACAAACCGUGUUGCAUGUCUAGAACCUUCCUUGGUGCCCUGAACUAUUUGUGGUUGGUGGAGUAAGUGAAUAGGACAUCUUUUGUUUUGUUUUCUUUUCUACUUCCAUUUCCUCUUCUGAUACUUCGCUUAUAUUACAUCUUCCAGUCAACUCCCGGAACCACCUGUGGGCUUCCCGUAAUUCUCCUCUUGAGCCCACCAGCCCAGACAUGGCCUGGUGUGUUGAAGUCCCGAAGGCUUUCAUUUGGGAAAGCCAACAAAGAGACCCCCAAGUAUGGGAAGCCCAGUAGAACAGAUCCGCAGAUGGCAUGUGAGCCCUGGACCCAGACCCCAAAUCCAAGUUCUUUUACUCGUUCACUGUGACCUUGGGUCUCUCAGAGCCCCAGUGUCCUCAUCUGUUAAACUCUAUAAAUGUCAACAACACAAAGACAGACUCUAACCACACAGUAAAGGUGUGCUUGAAGUCAUGUGUGUAAAAAUACUUGCUUUGUAAAGCGUUCAGCCGCAGACUAACAUGAAUUACUCUUGCGAUCAUCUUAUGAAAACAGAAGGCUUCAUUGUAUCAUAUGCACAAAUAAAUUUCUACCCAAGGUUAUUACAUAAGACUCCUCAAAGUUCUCUAUUUGUAGGGGGGACUGGGUUAGGAUUUGGAGGUGGUGAAAGGAGGGAUACAGAAAAAGCAUUGGGGACAAAGAGUGUGUCAGGAUGCGUCAACAAGCCCCAGGUAUGUCAGGAUGGUGGGAAACUGGCUCCAUUUAGGUCUCAGCAAAAAUGGUCUGAGGCUGAGUCUGCCCUGAGUGCUCCGUGGCUUGGUUUUCUGUUCCAGUCUCUCCUCUGGCCUAACACCCAUGUGCUCUGUCUCCAAGUCCAGUGCUUUUUUUUCUAUUUCACAAUCCAUCUGUGUCUGAACAAGAACCUUCCAGAGAUCAGCCCUCCAACCAGAAGGAAUGAUACUGCUUCCUGCUGGGAAUUUUAGGUGUCCUGAAGAUCUGGUAGGAGAUACUUCACAGGUUGGGGAGGAGUUUGGGAAGGGGAAGUGGGAUUAUCCUAACUCCUCACUAAAUUAUUCUGAGUACAGAGCUCGCCUCUCCAACAUGAAUGGACCGGUCCAAAUUUUAGGUGUGAGUUUGUUGCAGUCACCUUCCAGACAACCUCCCAGUUUCUACAAAAGGAAGUGUGGCAAGAGGGACCACAGGAAGACAAAGAUAGUCCAAUUCCUUGACUUUAACCAUUUCAGAAGAUCAGUCUUGAGCAUCAUUCAUAGUUAGAAGAAAUGGACGACAGAUGGGAUGAUUAGAGGGAUUAGAGGUGAGAGAGGGGCCUGAUAGGAGGAGAUGUAGACCUCUAGGUGGUUCCUGGUCUCAUUUGUGGAGAGCCUGCUCUGUACCAAGCCAGUGUGAAGCCUGUGUUGGGGGGAGGGAGUCAGCAAAGAUGAAUUAACCCUACUCGAAAGUUGGUCGGCCUCUAGUCAUUCCCAUUUGGAGAAAGGUUUCCGUAGGAUUACUCUAGUUUCAGGGAAUUCCUGGCCCUUUUUCCAGAUAAUCUGAAUGAACCCUCUGGACUAAGAGAAAACGACCUGGCCUGACUGUCUACACAACUGGGAAUACACACCUUAAUCUUGUCGCUGAAACUAUUCCAAGGAACUUUGCAAUGAACUAUGGGAGUUUGGGGAAGGAAGUACCCGCCUGUAUCUGUUCACCCCCCACUUUGGUUAUGACUGGUUCAACAAUCUGCCUCUGAUCUCAUCCAAUAGUAAAGAAAAUAUAAGUUAAAAAACAAUAACACCAGACAUUGCUAAUUCUUCAAAAUAUCUUCUGCUUAUUUCAAAAUUAGAGGACCCACAAAUUUUGGUC